Dovyalis caffra is the source of this 1380-nucleotide messenger RNA. NCBI's taxonomy places the organism in Eukaryota, Viridiplantae, Streptophyta, Magnoliopsida, Malpighiales, Salicaceae. The record is from the annotation of a GenBank genome assembly.
AUGAAUCUCCUCCAUUCAUCCUUGCAAUUCUCCACCGUCCGCACGAGAUUCCUUCCUGUAAGGUCGAGUCUUCUUCCAUUCACAAAUCAGAAUGCGAAGUACCAUAGGGAGCUCGAAGCUGCUGUGGAUGUUGUAGAGAGAGCGUGUCGUAUUUGCCUUGACGUGAAAAAGUCUUUGUUUUCUAGUGAAGGAAGUGUCGUUGAGAAGAAUGAUAAUACUCCAGUUACAGUUGCUGAUUUUGGAGUGCAGGCUUUAGUCAGUUUGGGUCAGAACUUUUGGUUUGUGUUUUUGUUGAAAGAAUUGAGUAAAGCGUUCCCUUCUAUUCCAUUGGUGGCUGAAGAGGAUUCUGAUUUUGUACGUUCUAAUAAUCUGGUGGAUUCUGUGGUGAGUGUGGUUACUGAUAAAGCAAGCUCCAGUGAUAAGCCAUUGACAAAUGCUGAUAUUUUGGAAGCAAUCGAUAGAGGAGGAAAGAGUGCUAUUGUUUAUGGAAACAGGCCAGCCACAUAUUGGUAUCAUAGGUUUGCUCUUGUGUUUGCAUCAAGACUUGCAGCUAAUUCACAACGAAUGCAGGUACUGGAUCCAAUUGAUGGCACCAGAGGGUUUUUGAAAGGAAGUGAAGCCUUGUAUGUGGUAGGUUUAGCUCUUGUAGUUGAAGGAGAGAUUGUGUUAGGUGUCAUGGGCUGCCCUAACUGGCAGGAGGCUAUUUCCUACAAAUCCACCACUGAUGUUCAAGGAUCUGAAAGUAUGCCAUCCAGAUCAGGGAUCAUAAUGGUGGCUCUUGUUGGCUGUGGAACAUGGGCAAGGAGGCUAUCAAAUCUGAUGGGUGAAUCAGCCAAAGUGCCUAAUGGUUGGACUAGGCGCUUUGUUGAUGGAUGCAAUUUAGUACCCAAAGCACGUUUUUGCAUUCCAGAUAGUCAGACAUGGGAGUCAUUGCCACUAUCGGCUUUUUUCAGCGCAACAAAUGAUGGUGACAGUGUGAGCAAUAAAGAGAUUGUUCUUUUGCCGACAUGCUGUGGAAGGUUUAUUCUUAUUCAUCUGCUGUUUAACUACAGCGUGCUACUUAUAUGUGCCUACUUUAACUUUGAUUGCCAAGGUGUUGUGAUAAAGAGUUUAUGCAAGUACUUAAUGGUGGCUUCAGGCAGAGCAUCAGUCUUCAUUCUUCGAGCAAGAACUCAGACGAUUAUCAAGGCUUGGGAUCAUGCAGUUGGCAUAAUAUGUGUCCAUGAAGCAGGGGGAAAGGUGACUGACUGGAAAGGCAACGAACUUGAUCUUGCUGCAGAUCAGGUUGAAAGAAGGAUCUUAUUCCCUUCAGGGGGUGUUAUUGUGAGUAAUGGGAAUGUACAUAACCAGAUCCAGGAGAUGAUUUCUUCUACUUCAUGA